Gossypium raimondii (Peruvian cotton) is the source of this 883-nucleotide messenger RNA. Its product is annotated as oxygen-evolving enhancer protein 3, chloroplastic. Gene Ontology annotation, cellular component: chloroplast; extrinsic component of membrane; photosystem II. The record is from RefSeq and is a predicted model, not a curated record. Gene Ontology annotation, molecular function: calcium ion binding. The coding region runs from base 68 to 763 and encodes 231 amino acids. NCBI's taxonomy places the organism in Eukaryota, Viridiplantae, Streptophyta, Magnoliopsida, Malvales, Malvaceae. Gene Ontology annotation, biological process: photosynthesis; photosynthetic electron transport chain. The transcript is spliced from 3 exons.
AAUUGGAUCAAACCUGAAUAACACCGUUAAAAAACAAAAACGGAUAGUAAGUCAGAUUGUUGUGAAGAUGGCGCAAGCAAUGGCAUCCAUGGCAGGCUUACGUGGCUCCUCGCAGACUGUCCUCGAAGGCAGCCUCCGGGUCAGUGGCCAAAACCGUUUGAACAUUGGUAGCAGCAAAAGACUGGGUGUGGCUACCCCUGGUUUCACCGUCAGAGCCCAACAGGCACCUACCGAGCCUGAAACAGGACGCAGAGCCGUGCUGGGUCUUGCUGCUGCUGGUUUGGCCACAGGGUCCUUUGUUCAAGCUGUGCUUGCCGAUGCAAGAAGCAUCAAGGUCGGCCCGCCUCCCCCACCCUCCGGUGGAUUGCCUGGAACUCUGAAUUCAGAUGAGCCAAGAGACCUUAAUCUGCCAUACAAAAAUAGGUUCUACCUCCAACCACUUACUCCAGAGCAGGCAGCUCAAAGGGCAAAGGAAUCAGCCAAAGACAUUCUUGGUGUCAAGAGUUUGAUUGACAAAAAGGCUUGGCCCUAUGUGCAGAAUGAUCUCCGUCUUAAGGCUGAGUAUCUCCGCUAUGACCUAAACACCGUCAUUUCCUCAAAGCCCAAAGAUGAAAAGAAGUCUCUCAAAGAACUCACUAAAAAGCUCUUCGACAUCAUUGACGAACUUGACCAUGCAGCCAAGAUCAAGAGCACUCCUGAAGCAGAAAAGUAUUAUGCUGAGACCGCAUCUACUCUAAACGAUGUUAUUUCCAAACUUGGCUAAGAUGAAAUUGUUGUAUUUUGGAUGUAAGCAUAAAGCACUGUUCAUAGCUUGUACAUGUCUAUGCUUUCCAAAGGGAAGCUUUAUCAAUAAGACCAUAUCAAAGCCUUUAUGCAUCAGAAA